AUGGAACAACGUCGUAUGUCUCGAAGACGACUGUCUGCGUACAGACCACAUAAUUGGCGAUACCCUAUCCAGGUGUUGCCAGUACAUAAUGAAAGAUUGUCACUCGAGCAGUUACCUGUGGUGAUCCUCGCAGCCAUUUUUGACCUUCUCAAGGUGGGUGAUUUACUCAAUGUUUGUGUUGCCAGUAAGUACUUCUACCUUCCCGCAGUGAUGCGCUUAUAUCAGCGUAUAGUUAUCACCAACAACUAUCUGCGAACUUACGCAGAUAAGUAUCUCAGCCGUUGGCUGUAUAAUAUAGGGACUUCCGUUCCACCUGGAAAUGUGGUCAAGUUGGCAGAUGUUGUGACUCGAAACGACAAAUUGGCGCUGCUUAUGCAUACACUCAUAGUCACAGAAAAAUGUGACAUCAUGCUGCUUCGCGAGAUCUUAACUCUGGCUAGUAUUAUAGACCUCUACUAUGUGGGAGACGAUCCUUUACCACAACGACUCCUCCACAACGUCAUCAGCCUCACCACGCUGAUUCAAGAACCAUUUAUUGCACCACUGCUUACUGAAUUGCACAUUUGCAAAACGGGCGACGACCCCCAUUCCGACAAAUAUCGAAGAUUAGCCUUAUCGAUGUUAGACAACGACACCUUUCAGAAUCUCCGAACAUUAGCAUUCGAGAACACGGACGACCGUAAUUUGAACACCCUUAAUCAGCUUAAUGAUGACAAUGAGCGUCCACUAGCGGGCUGGAUUCUGUUUUUUGAGGUAUUUGCCCAGCGUCAAACGUUGCUCCAAGUGACUAAUCUCAUUCUUGAGGGGUUUGUAAGGAGUUCAGGUGCUCAAAUUGCCCAAUUAAUUUCUCAGACAGUCAACAUGGACAACUUGAAUUCGUUGGCAUUACUGUGUACCGAGCUCUCCCAUGCCCAUGCACUGCAUUACGACAACGACACUAGUCUUUUAGAGAAUAUCACCAAACACACCAAGUAUCUUAGGGAGCUCUCAAUUUCUCCCACGGACGACUGCUUGACAUGUCAAGUCAAUGCAAUCAUAAACACGCUUAAGGUUAAUCUUCAUGGCCAAUUAAGAAAUCUUCUGGUUGUGUUUGAAUCGCCUAAUGCGUCGACUUCUGCCAAUGUGAAGUUGGCAAUAUUGCACAACCAAUCCAAGCUUGAAUUGCUUAGAUACAGAGACAAAACCACUCAGGGUGGACUCAAAUCCGAGGUAUACAGCUUGCUUUCAUCACGAACAUCUGAGUUGGAACAUGGAACCUUCUAUAACUAUCGAAUCCGAAAGGGCUUCUUUCCCAACAGCUUUACUUACAUGGGGGAUGUUCCAUUUUUGAGUGACCCACUCGUUACGCUCAUUGAAACCAUGGGCCCACAGAUUGCAGAGGUUUUGAACAAAGAUGACCUUUUAAGCCACGUCUCGAUGAUGCCUUCACUAGAAUUGUAUGAGUUGAUGGAUUUUCCAUUGUGUGUAAAGAGGCAAGGUUUCCUAGUCAAUGGAGAAGUGAUUCCAUACGGGGGACGAGUCUAA
Messenger RNA from Sungouiella intermedia, 1524 nucleotides. The record is from the annotation of a GenBank genome assembly. Lineage: Eukaryota; Fungi; Ascomycota; Pichiomycetes; Serinales; Metschnikowiaceae.